Molecule: messenger RNA, 654 nt
Organism: Paramecium tetraurelia
Lineage: Eukaryota; Ciliophora; Oligohymenophorea; Peniculida; Parameciidae
Exons: 5
Source: RefSeq, a predicted model, not a curated record
AUGAUUAAUAUACAGCCAAGAACAAGAGAAUAAAGAGAAGCCCAAAGAGAUAAGGAUCUAAUUGAAAAGACAAGGAUUGAUUAAAGAGUUGGGUAUGAAGCAAGAGGUUUGGGAGUUGGAAACCUGAUACAUCAAGCACCACCAUAAUCAUCACUCUAUGUUCCAGAAAAUGAGAGAUUUGACAAGGAUUUUGCUAUUGCUGAUAAGAGAUAGAGAGAAAUGUAACUUUAGCAGAAAGAACAAGUUAUCGAAAAGAAAAGAAUUGAGGGAUUGGAUAGAGAAACUAAAAAAUGGGAGUAUCAAGAGAAACAAGAACAAAAAGAUUAAUAAAAACUAAUCAAUCAUACUUAAGCUUUAACCUAAGGAAAGAGAAAUUAAAAUGGAUUGGCAUAUAAUCCUAUUACUUUAUAAUACGAUAAGACUUAAUAAGGAAACAUAUUAAAGGAAUAGGAUGAUUAGGCAAAGGUUCGACAAUAUGUUAGGGCCUAAAAUCUGGAUCAAAGAGGGAAUGCUGGAUUCAAUAUUUUGACCGGAGAAUCACGUAAUGGAGUUGAUUCGAUUGUACCUAAUCAUUUGAAGAAUCAAUAUUAGUAGAAACUAAGAGAUCAUGAGUAAAACUUAAACAUCAAAACUCAUUCUUAAUUUAAUAAUUGA